AUGAAAAGCAGCCUCAUAUUAAAUUCUACUUCAUCUGUAAAUCUGGCGCAGUGGGAUCAAAACACAGAUUGUUGUAAUUGGAGUGGUGUGGACUGUGAUGAGGCUGGACAUGUUAUUAGUCUCAACUUGAGCAAUGAAUCAAUCUUCGGUGGAAUUGAGAAUGCGACUGGUCUAUUCGCUCUUCAGAAUCUGAAUAGCCUAAAUUUGGCUUAUAAUAGAUUCAAUGCAACUCAAAUUCCGUCCAGGUUGGCCAAUCUCACAAACUUGACUUGUCUGAAUCUUUCUAAUGCUGGCUUCGCAGGACAGAUUACCAGUUCGAUUUCAGGCAUGACAAAGUUGGUUUCACUUGAUUUGUCAAGUCUUACCUUCGUGGGAGAUUCUCUCUUGAAACUCGAGAACCCAAACUUAAGAAUGCUGGUUCAAAAUCUCACAGAGCUCAGAGAACUGUAUCUUGAUGGUGUAAAUAUAUCAGCCCAUGGAAAUGAAUGGUGCCAAGCUUUAUCCUCUUCAUUGCCCAAUCUGCAAGUUUUGAGCAUGUCCAGCUGUUUUCUUUCAGGCCCUAUAGGUUUAUCCCUUGGGAACCUUCAGUCACUCUCAGUAAUUCGUUUGAAUCAGAACAAUCUAUCGUCCCCAGUUCCAGGCAUUUUGGCAAAUUCCUCCAAUCUAACCUCCUUGCAUCUUAGUAAUUGUGAGCUGCAAGGAACAUUUCCAGAAAAGAUAUUCCAGGUACCAACACUAGAGACUCUUGAGUUAUCGGAAAACAAAUUACUUCAGGGAUCUUUGCCAGACUUUCCUCGAAAGCUAAGAGAAAGAAGGUUAUUCGUGCAUGAGAGAGAGAAAAACAGAAGAGAAAGAACUGAUACAAAAACAGUCUGCGUUUUUCAUUCAAAACAGAGAAAUAUAUGGACAUCUGAUGAUUCCAUCGGAGAGCUUAAAAGUUUGUCAAGAAUAGAGCUCACAAGCUGCAAUUUCACCGGACCAAUUCCCACUUCAUUAUCUAAUCUCACCCAACUAGUUUAUUUGGACUUGUCAUUGAACAACUUCACUGGUCCAGUCCCACCUCUUCAUAUGUCCUAAAAUCUCUCCUAUCUAGAUCUCUCUCAAAAUCAUUUGACUGGUGCUAUCUCAUUCACUCACUGAGAACAGCUUUUGUAUCUUGUUUAUGUUGACUUAAGCAGCAAUUCACUUGAAGGAAAAAUCCCCUCAUCUCUGUUUUCAAGGCCAUUGCUGAAGCAGCUUCAACUUGCUAACAACCAAUUCGAGGGCCAACUUCCUCAAUUAUUAAAUCCAUCCACCUCUGUGUUGGAAACCCUUGAUCUAACUGGCAACAGAUUAGAAGGGCAUAUUCCUAUGUCUAUCUUUGAACUCAAACACCUAAGUAUCCUCUUACUUUCUUCCAACAAGUUCAAUGGCACUGUACAGCUAGAUAAGGUUCAAAGGCUUAGCAAUCUUACAAGGCUUGACUUUUCAUACAACAGCUUAGUAGUGAAUGCUACUAGUGGUAGUUCUUUGCCCCCCAAGAUUAGCACAUUGAAGUUGGCUUCUUGCAACCUGAGCAUGAUACCUGACCUCAAGAACCAAACAAACCUAUAUCAAUUAGAUCUUUCAGACAACCAAAUUUCGGGAGAAAUACCUAACUGGAUAUGGGGAGUUGGUAAUGGCAAUCUCAUCCAUCCAAACCUUUCACAUAAUCUUCUGGUGGGUCUGCAAGAACCAUAUAAUCUUUCUAAUCUACGUGUCCUUGCCCUUGACCUACACUUCAACAAGCUCAAAGGAGAGACCCCAAAGCCACCACGGUCUGCAAUCUAUGUGGAUUACUCAUGUAAUCUUUUUACUUCCAUCCCAGCUGACAUUGGUACUUUUCUCCCAGUCACCAUAUUCUUUUCCCUUUCAAACAAUAGCCUCAUAGGAGUUAUCCCUGAAACAAUAUGCAAUUCCACAUAUCUUCAAGUUCUUGACUUGUCAGAGAACAACUUGAAUGGCACGAUACCAACUUGUAAUCUCGGUGUUCUAAGUUUAAGGAGAAACAAUCUCAUAGGAACUAUUCCUGAUGCAUUUCCAGGAAAUUGUGGAUUGCAAACGCUAAGUCUCAACGAAAAUCAACUAGAAGGAAGGGUUCCUAAAUCUCUGGCUAAUUGCACAAUGCUGGAGGUGUUAGACCUUGGAAACAACCAGAUCACUGACAAUUUUCCAUGCUGGCUGAACGAAAUAUCUAGCUUUCAUGUCCUAGUCUUGCGAUCCAACAAAUUUUAUGGAAAGAUCGGUUGUUCAGAGAUACAAGGCAACUGGCCAAUGCUUCAGAUUGUCGACUUAGCUUCCAACAACUUUAGUGGAAAAUUUCCAGCUAUAUGCUUAACCUGGAAGGCAAUGAUGGCUGAUGAAGAUGAAGCCCAAUCAAAUCUCAAGCAUCUUGGAUUUGAGUUCAUGGGAUUCAGCAAAUUAUACUACGAGGAUUCAGUAACAAUUUCCAGCAAAGGUCAAGAGAUGGAGCUAGUGAAGAUCAUAACUUUCUUCAAUUCCGUUGACUUGUCAAGCAACAAAUUUGAAGGGCCAAUACCAGAAGUGAUAGGACAACUCAAAUCACUCUACGUUCUUAACUUGUCAAAUAAUGUGCUCACAGGACCUAUACCAUCAUCUAUUGGAAAGUUGCGACAACUGGAGUCCUUGGACCUCUCAAUAAAUUACCUGAGUGGGGAAAUCCCUUUACAACUUGCAAGCCUAAAUUUCCUCUCAUUCCUGAAUCUCUCAAAUAAUCACUUUGUGGGAAAGAUACCAUCAGGUACUCAGCUCCAAUCAUUUUCAUCAACAUCUUUCGAGGGUAAUGAAGGAUUAUGUGGCCCUCCUUUGACAAAUAAUUACACAACAAAUUCCAGCAUGUUACCACCUCCACCACCACCUUCACCAAAUAGUAAAAUUGAUUGGCUGUUUAUAACGAAGGAGAUUGGAUUCGCGGUGGGCUUUGGAGCUGUCUUUGCACCCCUGAUGUUUUCCAAGAAGGUAAACAAAUGGUAUGAUGAUUGCAUCAACAAGUAUAAGGUGAAAUUUAUCAGGUAA
Pistacia vera is the source of this 3054-nucleotide messenger RNA. Its product is annotated as receptor-like protein 33. The record is from RefSeq and is a predicted model, not a curated record. Gene Ontology annotation, molecular function: protein binding. Lineage: Eukaryota; Viridiplantae; Streptophyta; Magnoliopsida; Sapindales; Anacardiaceae.